Messenger RNA from Hevea brasiliensis (rubber tree), 1365 nucleotides. RefSeq lists its product as uncharacterized. NCBI's taxonomy places the organism in Eukaryota, Viridiplantae, Streptophyta, Magnoliopsida, Malpighiales, Euphorbiaceae. The coding region runs from base 288 to 908 and encodes 206 amino acids. The record is from RefSeq and is a predicted model, not a curated record. The transcript is spliced from 3 exons.
CAAUCCUUUUUAAUUUUUCCCACUGUAUUCUUUUUUUCCUUUUAUUAUUUAUUCUCCUUAAUUUUUUCCCUCUCUCCAAUUCAUCGCCGAUUUAUUCGAGCUGAUAUGCCGGCGCCGCCGAUUUAGACUCCGAGAAUCUCUCUCUCAGAUCUGUGCUGUCCUUUUCAGCCUCACAACCUGUCUGACACUGAGAUAUGGGUGUCUGAAGGGCUGGUGUCUUUGUUAAUGCAAAAGGACUGGGAGCUACACCAACACUAUAUUUUUUGGUGCCCAGAUGAUUAGAACUGAUGUUAUUGGCCGUGGAAGGAGGAGGGUUCUUCUCUUCUUCAGCUUCUGGGUAUAGCAAGGGCCUGACCCUUCUUCUCUUGGGUCAGAAGCACGAAGAUAAACCCAUGAGAGUUUCUCCGUGGAAUCAGUACCAGUUGGUGGAUAACGAACCAGACCCUAACCUCCAGCUGGCUUCCUUGAAGAACCGGCUUUCCCGCGGGUGCGCUUCCUUUGUUUGCUUUGGUCGCGCUUCCACAGGGCUUGAUUCUCCAUCGCCUCUCAAAGUAGGUCCUGCCCAACAGCAGGAUGUCUUGCCGGAUCCUCCUGUCACUGACAAGGGCAAAGACCAUACAACUGAAGUUCAAGGUGAUAAUUAUGCAAGAAGAGUUGCUCUUAAGAGUAGCUUGAAGAAGCCAUCAAGUAGCAUUCCAGUUCCCGUUGAGGAUUCUAAUCAACACAAUGCAUUGGGUGAAAAAGGCAGUGAUGUACCUGGUCUUACAGAAAGGAGAAAAGUGCAGUGGACGGAUGUUUGUGGGAGUGAGCUUGUUGAAAUCAGGGAAUUUGAGCCAAGUGAAACAGCUGAUUCAGAUGAUGAAUUUGAGAAUGGAAAUGAAAGAAGUUGUUCAUGUGUGAUUAUGUGAUCCAUUUUAUUAGCAAAACAUUUUAUGGGCUCAAUUUUUUCUUGAAAGAGAUGACGUAACAAGCAAAUUGCUACUAACAGAGGUCAUCUGCUUUCUCCAUGGAUCAAUUCAUUUCUUGGUAAAGGGAAAAAAGCAAGUAACUGAGUCGACAGGACAUCACAACGAUGCCAAGGAGCUCUCUGCCUGGACUGCCAUCCCUGUUGGACUGAUCAUUUGUGUCUAUAUUUCAUUGAUGAGGAUUUCAAUUUUGUUGCUAUGAUCUUCUCUUUGCUUUGUUAAAUUAUUUUCUUAAUUUGUGAUUGCCUUGCCCUUUCUCUUUUCCUUUUCAAAUCUUAGGCAAUGUGAUAUUAUUUUUGUCUAAUCAUUGAUAAUUGAUGCAAUUCCUACUGUUUAUGUUAUUUUGACAUCUAAAACAUUUUAUGCUUAUUUAGUUGAACGAUUGAGAGUUUGCUUUCAA